AUGGGGUCGAAAUCCAAAGACAAGUCUUCAUCAUCGUCGUCGUCGUCGCGCCGGUCUAAGCGUUCGGGCGGCGGCGGUGGUGAUGACACGGCCUCGAUCAGAUCGCGGGCCUCUCAUCGCUCGUCCCGGCCGAGCCAGCCGCAGCUGCGUGCGCCGUCGCCGACGAGCACCAUCGGGUCGCGCUAUUCGCUGCGCGAGCAGUUUGCCAUGACCCGCUCCGAAUUUGAGUUUGGCUUCGACGACGCUUCGGUUAUUGAACCGGCCGAGUCCAUCGCCGAGACCAUUGUGCGCGACGACGACUCCGAGGGCACCGUCAUGGACGAGUCGCACCACCCCCACGAUUUCUCGGCCAGCAUCGUCGUGCCCCGCGAUUACUAUGAGUUACUGUGUCUGCCCAAGGGUGCCGACCUGUCCGAGGACGAGCUGCGCGAGGCCGCGUACCGCUUCCUCCAGAUCGUCGCCAUCAACAAGCAGCCGUCGCAUCUGCGGAGCACGGCCGCUUUUUAUUUGGGUAUGGCCCAUUCCGCCGUCGAGACGCUGCGUGAGCCGACCCGGCGGCUGGGCUACGACCUCUCGGAGGUGGUCGACGACGACUCGGACUCGGAGGAAGCUAUCCGGCGAAAGGCGCUGCAGGACCCCGCCGACGGCGAGAGCUACGAGAGCAGGCUGCACGAGCAGUAUCUCCUGCUCACCAACCGGGAGUCUCGGACCGCUACCGAUCUCAGCUUCCGGGUGGACGCCUCGCCCUUGAUCGCUUCGGGGUCCGACCCCGUCUCCCAGGACCACCAGCCGAAUUCCAGUCUGACCACCCCGACCUUGACCAUCACCGGCUCGGCCUACGGGUUGUUGGAUGAGCCGUUCCAGAUUGCGCCGUUGUUUCUCGGCCGUUAUCAACCGCCCAGUCCGUCUACUCAUGGCCGCAGGCGGAUCGACCAGUUGCUGGCAUCCCGCUUUGUUCCCCUCCUGAGCUUGAACCUCCGUCAGGAGCUUUCCUUCAAGGAGACCGCCGAGUUCAGCCCGGGUCAGGACCUUGUUGUGGAACAGGAAAUCGCACUCCUCCCUCAGCCCUCUGCCACAACCCGAGUCGGCUACUCCCUAGAUCUAGAGAAUGGCGACCCGCCCUUGAACGUAGAAGUGUCAGUCCGAAAGCUCUUCACGAGCCGGGCCAGUCUUAUCCCGAGCCUCGGCCUCGCAGCCCACCAGCGGAUCGGCCACGGAAUCGCCUUCUUCGUGGCCGACGUAGGCGACUGGGGUCCGCGAACACCUAAGGACGGCCUCACUCCCGUAGCCGACGUCUUCCGUAACCCGGCCACCAUCGAAGUCGGCUACGCCUUCGGCCGCGACGAUCUCGGCAUGCAGUUCGGCCAAGCCUUCACCAAACCGGCCGAACGCGGCCUCGCAAGCCUUGACUACGACCUCGACGAGCGAAAACCCGGCUCCUGGACCGUCUCCACGGGCUUCACCCUCGGCGUCGCCGCAGCCUACCUCCGCUACGGCCUCGACAUCCUCCCCACCCUGACACCCGCAACUCUGACCCCUACCCCCCGACCCCAACGCCGCGCGGCCCUCCGCGGCGAAGCCGAACUCGCAGCAACCACAUACCACGGCCUCUCCCUCUCCCUGCGCGCCCUCAAACCCCUCGGCCGCUUCUCCAAAGCCGGCCUCGAAGUCAGUUUCUCCCCGAGCAACACCCAUCUCGCCUUCUACUGGUCCCGUCUCGGCCAGCGCAUCUCCCUGCCCUUCCUCGUCGCCCCAGCCCUCGGCAGUGCCGCCACCACCGCUGUCCUCUCCGCCCGUGUCCUCUUCUACACCGCUAUCCUCCCCUUCACUGCCCUCGCCGGCUGGGAGAUGUACCAGCACCGUCGGCGCAUCAACGCCACUACGAUGGCACAAAAGCGCCGCGCCGCGCAACAAAAACAGCAGCAACAACAACAACAACAAAAGCGCUCCAACAAGGAAAAAGACAGAGAAGCGCUAGCCCUCGCCAAUCAAGAAAAACGUCUCCAAGCCAGCAUAGCGCGCCGUCGCGCCGAAGCCGACGAACUCACCGUCGUGUUGGCCACAGGGGUCGAGCCGAGGCAGAUUGCUGAGCGCAAGCGCGGUGGGCUGGUCAUUCUCAGUGCCAAGUAUGGCGCGCCAGGGGACCAGGAAGUGGCCGAUGUCACGGUUGCUAUCGCGGCGUUGGUGGACGAUAGGAGUCGGCUGUAUAUCCCCGCUGGGCUGAGGAAGAGCAGGCUGCCGGGGUUUUGGGACCCGAGUCCCGGGCGGAAGAAGGUGUUGCGGGUGAGGUAUUUGUGGCAGGGAAGGGAGGGGGAGGUGGAGGUUAGUGGACGGGAGGAGUUGAGGUUGCCUUGA
This is a messenger RNA of Dichotomopilus funicola, 2355 nucleotides long. RefSeq lists its product as uncharacterized. NCBI's taxonomy places the organism in Eukaryota, Fungi, Ascomycota, Sordariomycetes, Sordariales, Chaetomiaceae. The record is from RefSeq and is a predicted model, not a curated record. The transcript has 3 exons. Gene Ontology annotation, biological process: cristae formation. The coding region runs from base 1 to 2355 and encodes 784 amino acids.